Messenger RNA from Sclerotinia trifoliorum, 1838 nucleotides. NCBI's taxonomy places the organism in Eukaryota, Fungi, Ascomycota, Leotiomycetes, Helotiales, Sclerotiniaceae. The record is from the annotation of a GenBank genome assembly.
CCAAAAAUACUCCACCCCUCUCGAAGACUUUCUACUAAAGAAAACCUUUUCCAUCUGGAUCGAUUGUUUUGACUCUUUAUUGAUUCUUUUCCAACAAAUCUCAGAUACCCCUUUUUAAAAUCACCACAACUUUCAAAUACUUAUACACAGUUACAAUCGAAAAUAUGGGUUGCACAGACGUUCUCAGCCGAAAGUCCGGUGUCAUCGUGGGAGAUGAUGUCCUCAAGCUUUUCAACUAUGCUCAAGAGCACAACUUUGCCAUUCCUGCUAUUGUAUGUGAUGCCAGCAAUGAAAGAUCAUCGUGAAGGAUAACAACUAAUGGUGACAGAACGUUACCUCUUCCUCAACCGUCGUAGCAUCCCUCGAGGCUGCUCGCGAUGCUAAAUCCCCAAUUAUCCUCCAAAUGUCCCAAGGUGGUGCCGCUUACUUCGCUGGAAAGGUUAGAAAACCUUCACUCAAUCAUACAUGCAAUAACUAAUUUCCGAAUAGGGUGUUGCCAACGGUAACCAAGAGGCAUCCAUCGCUGGUGGUAUCGCCGGUGCCCACUACAUCCGUGCUCUUGCUCCAGCAUACGGUAUCCCCGUUGUCCUCCACACCGAUCACUGCGCCAAGAAGCUUUUGCCAUGGUUGGACGGUCUUCUCGACGCCGAUGAGAAAUACUUCAAGGAGCACGGCGAGCCUUUGUUCUCUUCCCACAUGAUCGAUUUGAGUGAGGAGGAGGUUGACUACAACAUCAAGACUACUGCCGAAUACUUGAAGAGAGCUGCACCAAUGAAGCAAUGGCUCGAGAUGGUAGGUUAACAAGGAAUAUGAGAGGUCUGAGAGUGCUGAUUACUAAUUCAUUCCACAGGAGAUCGGUAUUACCGGUGGUGAAGAGGACGGUGUCGACAAUGAGGAUGUUGACAACAACUCCCUCUACACUCAACCAGAGGAUAUCCUUGCCAUCUACCAAGCUCUUUCCCCAAUCUCACCAUACUUCUCGAUUGCCGCUGGUUUCGGUAACGUUCACGGUGUUUACAAGCCAGGUAACGUCAAGCUCCGCCCCGAGCUUCUCGGCAAGCACCAAGCCCAUGUCAAGCAAGCCAUUGGAGCAAAGGAAGACAAGCCAGUCUUCUUGGUCUUCCACGGUGGAUCUGGAUCUUCUAAGCAAGAAUUCUUGGACGCCAUCUCAUACGGUGUUGUCAAGGUCAACCUUGAUACCGAUAUGCAAUUCGCUUACCUCAGUGGUAUCCGAGACUACAUCCUUAAGAACAAGGAUUACCUCAUGACCCCAGUUGGUAACCCAGAUGGGCCAGAUAAGCCAAAUAAGAAGAAGUUCGAGUAAGUGUUUCCUGAAUCCUUGACAACAGUAUAUACUAAUACUAUGGCAGUCCCCGUGUCUGGGUUCGUGAGGGAGAGAAAACCAUGUCCCAACGUCUCGCCGAGGGUCUCAAGGAUUUCAACACUGCAGGACAGCUAUAAAUUUAUUAUGAUGACUAGCGAAGAUUCAAAUUGCGUUUAAAAGAUUUACACGGUUUAGGACAUUGUUAUGAAAUACAUAGCGAAAGUGUGGAGAAAUGGUGGUUGGGGCGGAGGAGUUUUGGUCAAACCUAUAAAUGCAAAGAAUAACUCGUGAGGAAACUUCCUGUUAUAAUUGACACGAUUUGAAUGAAUGAAUGCACGUUAAGUUUGAAUUUGAUCCGAGUACUUGGGAUGACAUGAAAGGAUUUUACGAUUUCGGAAGGAGAACAAACCGGGCGAAACUUUCACCCUAAUUAAGCGCUUUUAUCAGGUUCGAAUGUUUUAUUAGCCUCCAACUAUCCAUUUGGCCGUUCGGACUCCCCUGAAUCAAGGUCAAU